Molecule: messenger RNA, 1173 nt
Organism: Closterium sp. NIES-65
Lineage: Eukaryota; Viridiplantae; Streptophyta; Zygnematophyceae; Desmidiales; Closteriaceae
Source: the annotation of a GenBank genome assembly
AUGGCCACCCCCAAUGUUCUUACUUUUGACGCUGAGGGGAGGGCCAUUGACUUUGCCGUCUGGAUUGAAGACCUGCAGCUGUACUUACUGUGUGAUGCGAUAGAUGAGGUCUCUCUCUUUGACUUUGUCUCUGGCGCUGUCCCUGCCCCACGUGCUGAUGCUGACUCUGCCGUUCGCUCCAAGUGGGCGACCCGCGAUGCUGCUGCACGUCUUGCUGUGCGUCGCCACCUCCCUUCCUCUGAGCGUGCCCACUUUAGUCAGUGCAAGACCGCUCAGGCCUUGUACGACGCUGUAGUUGCACGCUACUCCUCCCCUUCCUCCGCUACCCUUAGCCGCCUCAUGCUACCGUUUCUCUUCCCUGACCUCGCCUCCUUUCCCACUGUUGCUGACCUCGUUACCCACCUCCGUGCUAGUGACACCCGCUACCGCGCUGCCCUUCCUGCUGAGUUCCGCGCUGCGAACCCUCCUCCCAUGUACAUCACUCUCUACUUUCUCGUCACCCGUCUCCCUGAGUCCCUUCGUGUCGUUAGGGACCAGUUUCUCUCUGUCUGUCCCACCACUCUCACUGUCGACCUCCUUGAGGAGUCCCUGCUAGCGGCUGAGAAGAGUAUUGUCGCUGUAGGGGCCUCUCGGGGUGACCCUCGCACCCCCAUCUUUGAGGGGUGUGGUCCUUCCCCCCUGCUGCCCUCUGUCGCCUCUGCCGCUGCGGCCGACCUCACUGGUUUUGAGUCGGUCGGCGCGGCGUCUGCCCCCAGCGGCAGACGCCGCUCUGGCAAGGGCAAGGGGGGCAAGGGAGCGGGUGGAGCUAGAGGGGGCGGUGGAGGAGGCGGUGGGGGUGGCGGGGGGAGUGGGGGUGGCGGUGGGGGUGGUGGCGGGAGUGGAGGUACUGGAGGCGGCGGUGGAGGCGGAGGUGGCGGCGGCGGUGGUAGCGGAGGAGGCGGUGGGAGCGGUGGGAGCGACGGUCCUGGUGGGGGAGGUGGCGGUGGAGACGGGGGUGGCGGUGGAGGCGGGGGCGGCGGUGGAGGCGGGGGUCGGAGUGGCUCGUCCCAGCGGAGCAGCUCUGGGGGUGGUCACCGCCAGCAACAGCAGCAGCAGCAGCCGCAGCAGCAGCCACAGCAGCAGCAGCGCUCUCGCACCGUCCCCGCCCCUCAGCAGCUCCGUGAGUGGUACUAG